Styela clava is the source of this 2038-nucleotide messenger RNA. RefSeq names its product ATP synthase F(1) complex subunit alpha, mitochondrial-like. Lineage: Eukaryota; Metazoa; Chordata; Ascidiacea; Stolidobranchia; Styelidae. The record is from RefSeq and is a predicted model, not a curated record. Gene Ontology annotation, biological process: proton motive force-driven ATP synthesis; proton transmembrane transport. Gene Ontology annotation, molecular function: ADP binding; proton-transporting ATP synthase activity, rotational mechanism; ATP binding.
UUUUUCAGGGGCGUCCGAGUGUUCGUCCUCUGCAAGAUUUGAUUCGAUUCAUUCGGCUGUUGUUGCGUUGGCUGGCAAGGAACUGACUCAAAGCGGAAUCUACCAGUAUGUUAUCCUCAAAAGUUGCCUCCGCCGUUUUGCACAAAGCUACACAACAGUUCUGCAAAAGCCUCGGUGCAAGCUUUGUUGGAAGCCGAAAUGUCUCCAUAAAUCAACCACUAAAUGCAGAAAAGCAAGGAGCUGCUGAAGUUGCCACAAUUUUGGAAGAGAGAAUUAGUGGCACAGCUCCAUCGGAAGAUUUAACAGAAACUGGAAGAGUGCUGGCGAUCGGAGAUGGUAUUGCCCGUGUCCAUGGGUUACGCAAUAUCCAAGCAGAAGAGAUGGUGGAAUUCAGUAGCGGCCUCAAGGGUAUGGCUCUCAACUUGGAAAGAGACAAUGUCGGUGUUGUAGUUUUUGGUAAUGACAGGAAUAUCAAAGAAGGGGACAUUGUUAAACGAACUGGAGCAAUUGUAGAUGUCCCAGUUGGUGAAGAACUUCUCGGAAGAGUCGUUGAUGGAUUAGGAAAUCCUCUUGAUGGCAAGGGUCCUUUGAACACAAAAAUCAGAAGAAGAGUAGAUGUGAAGGCACCUGGUAUUAUUUCUCGUAUCAGUGUGAGCGAGCCUAUGCAAACUGGUUUGAAAGCUAUAGAUUCACUUGUGCCAAUCGGAAGAGGACAGCGUGAACUGAUUAUUGGAGAUAGGCAAACGGGCAAAACUGCUGUUGCGAUUGACACCAUUAUCAAUCAGAAACGAUUCAAUGAAGGCAAAGAUGAAAAGAAAAAAUUGUAUUGCAUCUAUGCUGCUAUUGGACAAAAACAGUCUACAGUUGCUCAACUUAUCAAAAGAUUGGAAGAUGAAGAUGCUCUCAAGUAUACGGUCUUUGUCGUUGCAUCUGCAGCCUAUGCUGCUCCUUUGCAAUAUCUUGCACCUUACUCUGCAUGCUCUAUAGGAGAAUAUUUCCGUGAUAAUGGCAAACAUGCAUUGAUCAUAUACGAUGAUUUGUCAAAACAGGCUGUUGCAUACCGUCAAAUGUCUCUAUUGCUCAGACGUCCACCGGGUCGUGAGGCUUAUCCAGGCGAUGUCUUUUACUUGCAUUCUCGUCUUCUCGAGAGAGCAGCAAAAAUGAAUGAUGAUUUUGGCGGUGGUUCUUUGACUGCUCUUCCUGUCAUCGAAACUCAAGCUGGUGACGUAUCUGCUUACAUUCCAACAAAUGUCAUUUCAAUUACUGAUGGACAAAUAUUUUUGGAAACUGAGCUUUUCCACAAGGGUAUCAGACCUGCUAUCAAUGUAGGUUUGUCUGUCAGUCGUGUAGGAUCUGCUGCACAAAUUAAAGGAAUGAAACAGGUAUCUGGAACCAUGAAGCUGGAUCUUGCCCAAUAUCGUGAGGUCGCUGCAUUCGCACAGUUCGGAAGUGACAUGGACGCCGCUACUCAACAACUGUUAAAUCGUGGUGUCAGACUUACAGAACUGCUGAAACAAAUUCAAUACUCACCUAUGGAUAUUGCUGAACAGAUUGUUGUAAUUUUCUGCGGUGUAAGAGGUUUCUUGGACAAAAUUGAUCCAACUAGAAUAACUGAAUACGAAGAACAAUUUUUAGUCCACAUGCGAACCAACCAUGCCGGUUUGGUAGAUACUAUUCGUUCUGAGGCUAUGUUAUCAGAGGACACCGAAACUAAAUUGAAAGAAAUUGUGCUCAACUUCGUCAAAACCUUCCAAUCGACCGCCACGUAACUUCAGCAACAACAUUAUUCUCCCUUUUCUGUCUUAGUGAAAAUUUAGGUUAGGUCAGUCCCAUCCUUUUGGUUUCAAAUCUUUAUUUAUGAAGUUGUCCUUUACAGUCGAUGACUAAGUUCAGCAAAAUAUUUUUGGUUUACCUCCAGAGGUCAUAUGAUUCUGGCUAUGCUUUUUUUUUUCUGUGUUCCAUCUGUUGUUGUUGAAUUCCACUGGCGUAUUCGAUUGUUGUGACCUUUCUAAAAUUUAAUAAAGAAUAUUACGUUGAA